AUGCUCUCCUUUGUGCGUACCCUUAUUUUUGCUCUCCUCUGCUCCAUCGUUUUUGUUGAGGCCAUGCCAAGCAUGAGACCAGCAAAGAAGGCAAUGCGCAACUCGUUGGUGCGAUUCGGCAAGCGAGCUGAUCCAAUCGGAUCCGACGAUGUUUUUCUAGGCGAGUCCUUCGGAUCCGUUGGCCCGUAUGAGUAUGCUCCGGAGCGCAUGUCAAACCGAGGGGGGUCACCAGUCCUGCUCUACUAA
Caenorhabditis briggsae is the source of this 246-nucleotide messenger RNA. It is a transcript of the gene Cbr-flp-32, whose product is annotated as Protein CBR-FLP-32. NCBI's taxonomy places the organism in Eukaryota, Metazoa, Nematoda, Chromadorea, Rhabditida, Rhabditidae. The transcript is spliced from 3 exons. Bases 1 to 246 code for a protein of 81 amino acids. The record is from RefSeq and is a predicted model, not a curated record.